UCUAGUAACGUAACAUUUGUAACCCACUAAGAAGUUUAAAGUUUUAUUAAUGAAUUUUUAGGCAUUUAUAUUUAUUUCAAAUUCUUUAAUAACACAGUCUGCUAAAAUGAUAACCAUGCGUUUUUGACAAACCUAGCGGUUUUGUUGAAAGUGGUCCAUGUAUAGAAGCAGCACCCUGCCCUGAUCUCUGCAGCAGCAACCACAUAAUGACUGUCCUCUCUCUCCAUCGCUCUGUCUCUGACUCCACCUAUCUGCAGUGUGUAUAAGAAGUGUCCUGAUCUUUCUCCUCAGUAGUUCCUCUUCAGGUUCUCCCAGGAGUUUCAACCCCUGACCUCCAAGGAUGGAUAACGCCACAUACAACUACAUGAAUGACUGCACGCCGCUCACUAACUGUAAGUCCGGCCGUAAGGCUGGCGGCUCCACGGUGGUCAACAUGAGCCAUGCGGGCAAGAAGCCACCAAACGACUACCUGAUCUGGUCGCUCUGUAACACUCUUUACGUCAACUUCUGCUGCCUGGGAUUCAUGGCCCUGAUCUACUCCAUCAAGGCUCGAGAUCAGAAGACUUUGGGCGACCUGCGUGCAGCACAGGAAUGCUCAGACAAGGCCAAGUGGUACAACAUUCUGGCAUCGGGCUGGAAUCUGCUGAUUCCUCUGCUGGUGUUGGGUCUGCUGGUCCUGCUCGUGGUUCAUCUGGGCAGCUCAGAGGGAACGUUUGAUUUCUUUGGUGAAGACGGAUUCCAGAGCUUCAUGAAGCUCUUCAGCAGGUAGACAGAGCGACUCGAACAAUCCCACCAACACAAGCUCCUGCAAACCUUCUGGACUGUUCCCCCUCUCUCCA
This is a messenger RNA of Carassius auratus (goldfish), 839 nucleotides long. Its product is annotated as interferon-induced transmembrane protein 5-like. NCBI's taxonomy places the organism in Eukaryota, Metazoa, Chordata, Actinopteri, Cypriniformes, Cyprinidae. The transcript is spliced from 2 exons. Gene Ontology annotation, cellular component: plasma membrane. Bases 341 to 769 code for a protein of 142 amino acids. The record is from RefSeq and is a predicted model, not a curated record.